AUGAGCGCACGAACACGACGACAAAAGGCCGCUCUCGCCGAGAGCGAAGAUUCACCAAAUGGCGCGGCCUCACCUUCAAAGCGCACCCCCUCCAAGAAGAGAGCGAGAUCCACCGCACGGGAAGAGGACAAGGAGAACAUCUUCCUUUACAUCCCGAACCUUAUUGGCUAUUCCCGAGUCUUUCUGACCUUCGCCUCUCUUUACUACAUGCCCCUCCAUCCUCGUACCUGCUGCUUCCUCUACACGGUGUCCUGUCUGCUGGACGGGCUGGACGGUUAUGCAGCUCGGUACUUCAACCAAUCGACCACCUUCGGUGCUGUGCUGGAUAUGGUGACAGAUCGCUGCACAACCGCCUGUCUUCUCGUCUUCCUGAGCUCGGCCUGGCCUCGAUGGGCUAUUGUCUUCCAGGGUCUCAUUUGCCUCGAUAUGGCCAGUCACUACAUGCACAUGUACGCCACUCUGAGCAUGGGCGGAUCCAGCCAGAGUCACAAGAAGGUCGACCCUAGCCGUAGCUGGAUUAUGUACCAGUACUACACCAGCAAGGUCGUUCUCUUCAUCUGCUGUUUCCUGAACGAGGCCUUCUUCAUUGGCCUCUACCUCUUGUCUUUCUCCUCGCCGACCCUGUCUCCCUCGCUCCUGCAGCCCGUCUCCGAUGCUCAGCCGUCCUCCGCCCAACCCGGAAACCCUGCCCACCCCGAGCCAGCCAGUCUCUUCGCCAGCCCCUGGAGUGCUGGUGCCCUCGAAAUGGCCCGGGCGAACAAGCUGGAGAGCACCUGGCCGUGGAUCAUCACCGGCGUCGCCUUCCCCGUCAUGGCCUUUAAGCAGUUCGUCAACAUCGUGCAGCUGGUGAAUGCCAGCAAGUGGCUCGCCGAGGGUGAUCGCGCCGCUCGCCGCGCCAACCGCAAGAAGUAA
Molecule: messenger RNA, 912 nt
Organism: Penicillium paradoxum
Lineage: Eukaryota; Fungi; Ascomycota; Eurotiomycetes; Eurotiales; Aspergillaceae
Product: CDP-diacylglycerol--inositol 3-phosphatidyltransferase
Exons: 3
Coding region: 1-912 (303 amino acids)
Biological process (GO): phosphatidylinositol biosynthetic process
Cellular component (GO): Golgi apparatus; membrane
Molecular function (GO): CDP-diacylglycerol-inositol 3-phosphatidyltransferase activity
Source: RefSeq, a predicted model, not a curated record